Messenger RNA from Talpa occidentalis (Iberian mole), 1473 nucleotides. RefSeq names its product TGFB induced factor homeobox 2 like X-linked (gene TGIF2LX). Bases 164 to 880 code for a protein of 238 amino acids. Gene Ontology annotation, biological process: regulation of transcription by RNA polymerase II. The transcript has a single exon. Gene Ontology annotation, molecular function: DNA-binding transcription factor activity, RNA polymerase II-specific; RNA polymerase II cis-regulatory region sequence-specific DNA binding. The record is from RefSeq and is a predicted model, not a curated record. NCBI's taxonomy places the organism in Eukaryota, Metazoa, Chordata, Mammalia, Eulipotyphla, Talpidae.
AAGCCCAUCAGCUCCUAACUUGGCAACGCUGUUGACUUGGGGAACACAAGGUGAGACUUCCCCUUGGAGAUCUGUCCAGGCCUGUUCACGGCACUCCCAAGUGUGUUAUUCCUAACUCAGCCAUCCCCGACUCCUAAAAUCGUGAAAGGAAGGCUUCCUGAACAUGGACGCCGCUGAAGAUAGCCCAACGGAGACGCAGAGCCUGGCCCAAGGCAUUUCAUGUGAGUCUAAUAACAACACUGAUACAGAUCAAGUUCUUACCUCACUAGAGGGCAAGAGGAAGCGGAAAGGAUACUUGCCAACCGAGUCCGUCAAGAUCCUCCGAGACUGGCUUUAUGAGCACCGGUUUAAGGCUUAUCCUUCAGAGGCAGAGAAGCGAAUGCUGUCAGAGCAGACCAAUUUGUCUUUCCUGCAGAUCUCUAAUUGGUUCAUCAAUGCCCGCAGGCGCGUUCUUCCGGAAAUGCUUCAACAGGAUGGAAGUGACCUCAAUCAGAUAGCCCUGUACCACCAAAAAGGCAAGAGUGUCCUUGUGACCCAGCAGCAGAGCACUGAACCAUCUAUGCAGGUCAAAUCAGGGCUCAAAUAUCCAGACAAGAUGCAGUACCAGCCCCUGAGUCCCCUGCCAAUGGGCCUAGAGUCAGGAAAGGAGCUGUUGGAUCCAGAGUUGACCCCAGGCCAUAAGCUGACCCCAAAGGCCCAGCCAAAGAAAAAGGUCAGAUUUUCCACCAGCGAGCCGUUAGCUACAUAUUCUCCCUGUGACAACAUACCUGUGUCGACAGCUGAGUACAAGGAUUUCAGUAGCUUUCAGCUGCUGGUGGAUGCAGCGGUUCAAAAGGCUGCUGAAUUGGAGCUGCAGAAGAAGCAAGAAUCCAAUGCAUGAUUUCUUACGUCCCUUACAGUACCCAAGUAGUCAGUCCCUUGUCUGCUAUGGUGUAUCCAUUUAUGUACCCCAACACACUUUGUAGCUAUACCUUUUAUAGAAACAUCUUUCCUUCUAGAGGUCUUAUGAGAACCAUCACUUGCUAUUGGGACUGAACUCUGCACAGAUAUUUCAGUGUUUCCAGAUGGAAGAUAUUAACUUGUCAACAUGACUAAUACUAUAAGCAAAGAUCUCUUUACUUCUUCUGAGUCUUCCUAGAUUUAAAAGCUUCAGAUAAUCAGAACAAAUCAUCUGGAAUUAAACACAAUGUAGAGACUUCUCCAAAGAUUGACUUUUCUAACUAGAUUUUUUUUUAUUUCAGGACUGCUACAGAUACCAAGCCAUUCCUCUUUCUCUCUCUGUAACUUCUGUUUAUUAACAUGAAUGAUUAAAAAAAAAAAAAGCUCUGUAAAAUACGACUAUAACAGCACUGGGCUUAUUUUUUCUUGGAAUUUUUAUGAAAAAUAAAACUUUUCCUUCGUACAGUGUAUAAAGGAGUUGCUAUUCUCUGCAGGAGAAUGGCAGUCCAAAUGCAUGAAUUGAUGAAUGUUACA